Molecule: messenger RNA, 833 nt
Organism: Myodes glareolus (Bank vole)
Lineage: Eukaryota; Metazoa; Chordata; Mammalia; Rodentia; Cricetidae
Gene: Nsg2
Product: neuronal vesicle trafficking associated 2
Biological process (GO): clathrin coat assembly; endosomal transport
Cellular component (GO): endosome; membrane
Molecular function (GO): clathrin light chain binding
Source: RefSeq, a predicted model, not a curated record
AGCAGGCGAGCAGGCUGGCAGCUGCCGAGAUCUUUGAGCGCUGGCGCCUCGCUCUCAGAAGCUCCGGAUCCAGACACGCGAGGGCUGCUUUCUCAGGGACAGCAGCUCGGGCUGUGGAGGGAGGACUCGGGCUUGUCCUCCUCCUCUACAUAUUGGCUUGACUCUGCUCUGACCCCCACCAGCGCGGCACAGUCUGGGAAUAAAAGCAGAAGUAUGGUGAAGCUGAACGGCAACCCUGGAGAGAAGGGGGCCAAGCCGCCUUCGGUGGAGGAUGGCUUCCAGACGGUCCCCCUCAUCACGCCCUUGGAGGUUAAUCAUUUACAGCUGGCUGCUCCCGAGAAGGUGAUCGUGAAGACAAGAACAGAGUACCAGCCGGAGCAGAGGAACAAAGGGAAGUUCCGGGUGCCGAAGAUCGCUGAAUUUACGGUCACCAUUCUUGUCAGCCUGGCCCUCGCUUUCCUCGCCUGCAUUGUGUUCCUGGUGGUUUACAAAGCCUUCACCUAUGACCACAGCUGUCCUGAGGGAUUUGUCUAUAAGCACAAGCGCUGUAUCCCGGCCUCGCUGGACGCUUACUACUCAGCCCAGGACCCCAGCUCCAGGAGCCGCUUCUACACAGUCAUCAGCCACUACAGUGUGGCCAAGCAGAGCACUGCCCGGGCCAUCGGACCGUGGUUGUCGGCAGCCGCCGUCAUCCACGAGCCCAAGCCGCCCAAGACCCAGGGCCAUUAGAGGCCCGCCUCAGCUGGGAUGGGGGUGGUGGGUGGAGAGGGGAACCCCCGACUGGCUAGGCAAAGCUGAAGCUACAAGACAACACUGUACUGGGGGGGUCGGGG